Microplitis mediator is the source of this 11205-nucleotide messenger RNA. Its product is annotated as intermembrane lipid transfer protein VPS13A-like. Gene Ontology annotation, cellular component: extrinsic component of membrane. The record is from RefSeq and is a predicted model, not a curated record. Lineage: Eukaryota; Metazoa; Arthropoda; Insecta; Hymenoptera; Braconidae. The coding region runs from base 404 to 10711 and encodes 3435 amino acids. Gene Ontology annotation, biological process: protein targeting to vacuole; protein retention in Golgi apparatus. The transcript is spliced from 25 exons.
UAUAAGUCUUGAUGAUAGUCUACUGCUCUGGCGCACGAGCCAAGACGUAUAGUAUGGAAAGAUAAAGUUUGGAGCAAGGAAAGAAAAUUAAAUGGAUUCUCAAGAUGUAAAAAUUCAAUUUUUUAAAAGUUAUGAGGUUUUAGUGAAAUGAAAUUUACCUGUCUACUGCCCUCAAGUAUGACCAAGUGUUGUCAGAGUCGUACAAGUUUUAUACACCAUAUAAAUAAAGUGACAAACGGUUGAUUUAUUUGAUGUCAAAAUAGUGUGUGUUCAAUGCAUGGUAAGAAGAAAGAGACAAGUAGUACUACACCUAUAUAGCAGAUGAAUGUAUGUGAUCGUUGUCACUGGGUCACUGGGUAAUAUUUUGUGAAUUAUUAUUUAUAAUAUAAAUAAAAGAAGAACAAUGUUUGAGGGGGCAGUGGCAGCAUUUUUAAAUCGUCUCCUAGGCAGAUAUGUUGAGGAUCUCGAUACUGAACAAUUUAAUGUGGGAAUAUUCUCAGGUGAAACGUACCUGACGGAUCUCAAGCUGAAACCAGAGGCCUUGUAUCAGCUUGGAUUGCCGAUUAGAAUAGAGAUUGGUAUAAUUGGAAAAGUAUCUUUAAAAAUACCAUGGGCAGGUCUUUUUUCCCAGCCAAUUAUUUUAUGUAUAGAGGAUAUUUAUAUUGUUACUGUACCGUCAAUGUCUGGAACUUAUGACCCAGAAAUACAAAAGAAAUUGAUGAGAGCCUCGAAAAGAAAAGUUUUAGAAGAUUUGGAAGGUGAUGGAUUACUUCGUUCAGGAUUACCCUCGGGUCUUUUUGACAAUCUGAUGGCAUCAGUUGUCAAAAAUUUUCAAAUUACAGUGAACAACGUUCAUGUAAGAUACGAAGAAAAAUUUUCAAAUGGCUUUAGAAUUGCCUGUGGAUUAUGCGUCCAAAGUUUUUCUAUGGCAACAACUAACAACAAAUGGAAACCUGGCGUUACUCCAGUUACAUCUACAUCAGUAUACCAAUUAAUUCGUGUUGAAUCUCUAAGUAUAUAUUUAAAUCCUAAUGGAAAUCCUUCAUUGCCAUCUUAUCCAAAAAUCUGGGAUUUUACAAAUCUUUUGGCAUGGAAAGCAGUCAUGCAUCGUUCCCUAAGAACUUUUGCAAUAAAUAGUGAAGAGUUUCAGUUUCUUAUUAAACCUUUUACAACUAAAAUCAAAGUAAUCAUGAAUCAAAGUAACGCAGGACAAGCUGCUAGAAUGUUAGUUGAUAUUGUCCUCCAAGAUAUUGCUAUGCAAAUAUAUGACAAGCAAUUUGCUGCAUUUUGUUUACUGUGGGAAUCACUUCAGCAAGGAUCUGUAGAAAGAACAAAAUUAAUUCAAAAAUAUCAUCCAGUAUCUAAAAUAUCCGAAGACUCAAAAGCUUGGUGGAAAUAUGCGUGCACAGCAAUUCUUGAACAAAAUAUUAGGCCUUAUACUUGGAAAUAUAUAAAAACACAUCGUAAGAAUUAUAAAAUAUAUAAGGAAACAUUUAUACAGAGUCUAUUGAAACCAAAUGAUACUGAAUUAAAAUUAGAUCUACAAAAAUAUGAAGAUUGUUUAACUAUUUUAAAUAUUAUUAUUGCUAGAGAACACGCUAAAAUAGAAUUGAAAGAAAAGUAUCCAGAUUGUGUAAUCGUUGAGUCGGGAUCUAGUAUAAAACUUGCUGUUAAUUGUGAAAAAAUUCAAGAAAUUUGUGGAAUACCAACUAGUCCAAAGCCAAAUAAUACAAAUAAUCAUGAUAAUGAAACUAAAUUUAAAUUAGAACCAUUGCCUAAGUACAUAGAAAAAAAAUAUAAUUUAUCAUUAAAUAAUUGGUCAUUAAGUUUAUUUAGUGAUAAUCGUGAAAUUCUUGUAGCGACAAUAACACAAUUUUUAACAAGCAUUGAAACACGACCUGAACGUUCAGCUUAUAAAAUAUCUGCUCGCGCAGAAAGUUUUGUAAUUGAAGGAGCGUCAUCAGAAAAUGAUUUAAUUCCUCUUGUUACAGCAGACAAUAUUUUAACAGGAAAUGCAGCUGUUAAUUUUUUGGCAAUUGAUUUUGAAAAAAAUCCACCAAAUUCUGAUUUUAAUUAUGAUAUAAAUGUUAGAUUAGAACCAUUUGAAGUAACUUAUCAUAAGUACGCAAUUUUGGAAAUAUUUUAUUUCUUUAAACGUAAUAAAUCUCAUGUGCAGCAUUUGGCAUGUAGUUUACAAUGUGGAUACAAGAGAAGCAAAAAUAAAUUUAUUACGCUUAUUAAUUCAAUAAUUAAUCGAAGAUCAAGAAUAAAUUUAAAAUUAGAUAUUAAAGGUCCGUAUUUUGUUUUUCCGGAUAAUGGAUCAAUACAAGAAGGAGAACAUAUUCUCAUAAUUGACUUAGGUAGAAUGACACUUAAAACAGAAUUACAAGCUGUUGAAGUACAAUUAGAAGAUGCAACGCUAAUGGAAUUAGAAGAAUUACUGUACGAUCGUAUUCAUAUAGUUUUAACAGAUAGCCAAAUGUUGAUAUGUCAUACAGGUGAUGAUUGGCGCGAAUCACGUAGUUGGAAAGACUCUGAAAAUCACGUGAUUCCUAAAAUACAAUCAAAUGUUACCGUGUCUUUUAGUAUUAAACCUGAUUAUCGUUUAUUACCAAAACUAAAGCUCAACGUAUCAAUUUCUACAUUAAAAAUAAAUUUAUCAAAGCACAAAUUACUUUGUUUUAAUGAGUUUUUAAAUCAACUAUCAAUACCAAAUCUUAAUGAUAUUGAAGAAUUUCGUAAAAGUUUAUUAAAAAUUCAAGAAGAAACAAGUGAAUUUAUAUCACUAUCUUCUGAACAAUUAAUACGUGUAAGAACAAUUGUGGCUCUUUCAUCUUUUAUUUUAGGUCGCGAUAUUUCAAAUUAUCCUGGUAAUAAUGUACCACCGACAAUAAUGACCGAAUCUGAACGAAGUAUUGUAUCUUCUUCAGAGUUUAGUGAAGAAGAUCUCGAACAAUGGAUUAAAUCAGUUAAUUAUUCCGGAUUUGAUGACAAUACUUCACCACACAAUCACGUUAAUUUAUUACUAAGAAUAGUCAUCGGUGAAUUAUGUAUUCAUGCUUGUUGUACAAGCAAUGGUAGAGAAAAAGCUUAUUUAAUUUUACGUCUCUGUACACUUUAUUUGGAAUCGGCUAUUAUGGAAUACGGACCAGCAUUUCAAUUGGGAGUCGGUACGAUUGUUCUUGCUGACAAAACAAAUGCCGGAAUUACAGGGUCUUAUCUCGAGCUUAUAUCAACUGACGGGUCUUAUGAUAUUAUCGGUGUGUCUUAUCGUAAAGUUCGUGCAAAUUGUCCGGAUUUUAAAUCACAUUUUAAGAGCAUUGAACAAUCGUUAGUCUUCAAUAUACGUAAUCUUAAUGUUGUUUUCCAUCGACAAGCUUUUAUUAAAAUAAAAGAUUACUGUAAAGAUUUAAAGACAAUUCCGUAUCCUGGUCAAAUACCAAAUAUUAUUGAAAUAAUAAAAUAUAUAUUUAAUUUUUUAAAGAAAAAUGAGGAUGAUCCACCGGUACCACCUGGUGCUAUUAAGUUAAGUUAUUCAGCAAGACUUCAAACAUUUGUACUUCGACUUUGUACUAAAGAUAUGGAUCUUAUGGAAAUACGAGUAUUGGGAUUAGAAAGUGAUUGUAUUUAUAAUGCUAAUGAAAGAAUGAUAUUGACUGCAUAUCUUCGUGGUCUUGCUAUUGAAGAUCUCAGUGAAAUUACUCUUUAUCCUAAAAUUCUUACGACUGAAGAUGAUAAAGUUUUAGACCUUAAAUACGUAAGACAUGCACCAAAACUUUAUUCAGCAUCUGAAAUAAGCACAAGCGCCGAUGAUGUUAAAGCUGAUGGAAGUUUUAAACUUUCAUUUGGUAAAAUAAAUUGUAUAUUAGUGUCUGAAAUAUUUCGAGAUUGUCGACAUUUUAUAGAACCUUUUAUACAUCUUAUCAAACUAAUUAUGCCAGCUCAGGCAUCGAAACUUUUUGUUUACUGGAGUGUAGAAGAGUUGAGAAAAAGUGCUACCAAGCUACGGAUUUUUAUUGAUUUUCAAGCUCCAACAUUUUUAUUUCCUCAAACCAGAGACAUACCAAAUCUCAUGGUCUUGGAUCUGGGUGUUUUGAGUAUUGAAAAUUUUUUUAAAAAAAAUGAAAAAAUCCGAGUCACUGAUGAAAGCUCUCGUGAUAAUCAUUCGUCUAUUCUUGACAAUAUUUUAAUUAAAUUUUCAUCUAUGACUUUGUCGCGGGCUAUUAUGACACUUGCGGGUGUUUUAAAAAUUCAAGAACCAAUUGUUGAGCCCGUUCAAAUUCGUUUAGAUGUAAAAAGAAAUAUUGAGUGUCGUAAUAAAAAUGGACUUCAAGUAUACGGUCUUUGUGAGAUAAUUGGAUCAGUUGAUAUAUUGAUGAUUAAUUUAAGUCAAAAAGAUCUUGCGUCAAUUUUAAAUAUUUGGGAAGACAAUGUAUCAAAAAUAAUAGCAAUUCAUCGAAAUGAUUUAAUAAAUAAUGAGUCAUUUAAUGAAAAAGUUAAAAAUAAAGUUCAUUUCGAAAAUGAAGCGACAGUAAAAAAACUCGAGGUCUUUUUCGUACAAGAUGAACAUCCAAUUUGUGAAGUUAACAUGAAAAUAACAUUUGAUGGAUUACAAUUUAAUUUAUUUACCGACUCAGACGAGGUAUUGAGUUCACCAGUUCAUGAUCUUAAUGAUGGUUUAGGAAAACUUAAUCUCGGUGAAAUAAUUAUGACUUUUGAAUUAUACAGUAACAAAAGUAUUAGUAUGAAAGUUUCUUUGAGAACUUGUAUUUUAGAAGACACAAGAAAAGAAGAUGCUGUAAUUCGCAAAAUAAUUCAGUCACCAGCAAAAUCAGCAGGAUUAAAUUUUGAAUCUUGUAUAUCGGUAUCUGAACCACCAGUAUUUGAUUUCACAUUCAUUCAGGCUCCAGCAGGAGAUCAAUGUAUCGAUAUGCUUAUUGAAGAAACUCGAUUUAAUUUAUCAAUUCCAUUUUUACUACAACUGACUCGUUAUUUUGUUGAUUCUCUGCCUACUGAACCAAUUGAUACAGGUGUUGUGAAUGAAGCUUAUGAAGGACACGCUGAAAGUUCUGGUGAUAAGAAAAAAGUAUUACGUCGAUUAUCAACUCAAAACAUUGCAGAUUUAUCUGAACAACCAGGUACAUCGGUGUCAAUACGAGUACGUAAACCGGAAAUCUUGUUGUUUGGAGAUUUAAAAGCAAGUAAUGCUCAUGCGAUCCUGGUCCAAGCGGAAUUAAUAAUCGAGUGUAGUCGUCACGCAGGAAUAUCUUCAAUUGUCUGUACAUUAUCGAAUGUCUGUGCCAAAAGUAAAAGCCAGGAACGAUACCGUCGUCAAGCGCCUCAGUGGGUUUUGCAUCCCUGUGACAUUGAAAUCAGCGCCAAAGAGAAGUCACCAGAUGAUCGGGCACAAAUAAGUCUUGAUGCGAGCCCCGUCAAUGUUCAUCUGUCUGCUGGAGUUAUCUGCACAUUCAGCCAAAUAUUGAAUGAUGCCGUUGGGAUUUUUAAAAUCCUCGAUGCCAAAUUUGAUAACAGAAGUGGAAGCUUGGAAUCCAAUUCACACAUCGAUCUUUGGUCACCGAAGAAAAUUUUUUCGGUACCUUGUAAACGUAGUCGUGAACAUUCGCUGGUAAAUUCAACAGCUUUUAUUAAUGAACACUCAACACAAGUGAGAAUUUUUAAUUUAAAACCUGUAGCUAUUCAUUUUGUAUUUGAAAUGGAAGAAACUAUUGAACGUAUUCCGAUGAUAAAAGCUGAAGUUGAAAUUGGUGUUACUAUUAAUUCAAUUGAUGAUAGAUUUCAACUUGAAUCUAAUUUUAAAAUUCAUGCAUUUUGUUACAAUCAUAAUCGAGGUAAUUGGGAACCUUUUAUUGAACUAUGUACACAAGAUGACGUUGCUUAUGAUCCAUGGGAAUUGACAAUACGAGCUUAUCAAGCAGAAGCACACGAGCUCAGUUCUUGUUGCCGUCACUCUUGGAAUCAAAUUAAAAAAUCUACUCCAAAAAGACGAAGAACUGAAAAUUAUAAUAGUGAUGAUGAUCAAAGUAAUGAAGAUAUGAUUUUUAUACGACCGAAUUCUAAUCUCACAUCAAAAAUAAGCUUGCCAGAAUAUACAUUUGAACAUGACGAAGAUUCAGAUUCAAAUGAAGAAGAAGGUUCGGAAAAAUUAGCAAGAAGUUUUAGUCACUUAUUUACAAAAGAUCAAAGUGACGAAGAUGAUGACAGUGAUUCUGAUCAUUCAAGUAAAUGUGAAGAUGAAGGUCUUGAAUUAACGCCUGAACAUGUGGCUGAAAUAAAUGAUUGUCCGCAUGACCAUACGUCAAUCGAGAGCGACUAUUUGGCAAAUUAUAUUAUUAUCAAUGCAGAAGAACGACUUAAUUUUACAAUAACUAAAAAUACCAUAGAUAUUUUUGAUAUUAUUCUGGAAACAUUUUCAAAAACCUGCACGGAAAUUCCAAUUGUUCCUACUAAUGCUGGAAAAUUAAAUUUACUUAAUAAAAUUGGGCAUACAAGUAGAGUAGAGUUACGCGCUGAAGAAAAAGGAAAUACAAAUAAUAUAAGUCGAUUGAUAGCAUUUAGAGAAUAUAAAACUAAAGAUGAUUCCCCUGUUAGUGCUCCUAGUAGUCCUGAGAGUGAUAAUAAUAUUUUUGGUGAACAUUAUAUGGAAUACGGGUUUAUGGACCAAGAAGAUAAAAUUUAUGAUAAUUCUCUUAAUAAUUUAGUUAUUUUUCCCGAUCAAUCUCCAGUUAAUAUUUAUAAUAGUAUGACUGAAGAAAGUUUAGGAAUUUAUAUUGACGAUUUUGAGGAUUCAAUAAUAUACUGUCCUAAAUGGCAAGGAUAUAAAUUAAUACCAUUACGACCUGUUAAACAUGACGUUCGAUAUCAUUUAGUCGUUGAAGUAAUGACAAAUCAUCAUUUGCAUCGAACAAUAACCGUCCGAUCACCACUUCAAAUUCGUAAUGAAACAUCCUAUGCAAUGGGACUUUAUUAUAAAAAACAAUUGGCCGAACAAUUACAACUUGAACACAUUGGCGAGACUUUAAAUCCAUUUGAUGACAGUAUGAGAAUAGCUGUCAUUGAGCCUCAUGAUAUUUAUAAUGUUCCAAUGUAUAUUACUUAUCAUUUUCCUAUUCAUAUUAUGCCAGUACAUUUUGAAAAAUAUCAAGUAAGUGAACGUGGAAUAUGUUGGAAAGAUUUGUGUGAACAUUUGAAUAUUCCACGUGAUAUUUAUUGUCUAUCAAAAGACGGAAAUUCAAAUUUAAUAUUUGGAGUUAAGGUAAUUUGUAUCGAGCAUCCUAAAUUCGAGAGAAUAAACUGUCAAGUGCCGCAGUAUCUCAUUAGCAUUAUUCCACCGCUUCUAUUUGACAAUAAACUACCAUUUGUAAUUGAUAUUGAUGUUCCGUCAAUAAAUUAUCAAGUUAGAAUUGAACCUGGAGAACGGAUAAAUGUCUAUUCAAUAAAAUGUGAUAAUGAUACUACAGUUAAUUUUAAAAUUAAAAAUUAUCUUGGCGCUCAAUGGGCUGGAACUUUUAAAUUAAAUUCUGAAUUAGAAAGAAAAUUAGUAAAAAUGUUUGCCGAUGGUGAUACAGAUGCUGUUUGGAGACCAUUUAUGCUGUGUGUUGAACUAAAUAAAGUAAGCAGUUGGACAGUCGUUAUUUAUGCAGAGUAUUGGAUUAUUAAUAAAACAGGAUUGCCUUUAAAAAUUCAGGAAACUUUAUCAAAUACAGUAGAAAUUCCUGGUGAAGAUUUAAUAGUUUUUUCACAGAAAAAAAAUCGGCGUAAACUUGUAAUGUUGAAAGUCCAUCAGUCAGAUUGGUCGAUGUCAUUUGGCCUUGAUGCAAUAAGUUCAAUGUCCCUGAUAGUAUGCAAAGAUGUAGAACGUAAACGAAAAUAUAGAAUACUAGCAGAGAUUGCUGAUUCAACUUUAUCACCGAGUUUCACUAAAAUAGUUACUUUUCUUCCUUAUUUUUUUGUGAAAAAUAAUACUAAACGAGCUCUAAGAUUUAUGGAAGAAAAUGAAGAUGCUGAUUUAUGGAAUGAUUUACCAGCAGGGCAGGGUAUUGCUUUUUGGCCUUACACUGAAUCCAUGAGGAUGAGAGUUAAGUGGAAGAAUAGCCAACUGGUCUCUCAACAUUUUGAUUUUACAAAUAUUGGAAAAAUUGUUUUGAGAAUGGAAAAUGGAUCAGCGUUAUGCGUUCAAGUUAAAGGAGGAAAUAAUUCACCAUUUCGUAUAACGUUUGAAAAAUAUGAAUGUGGAGACGCACCAGUACGAGUUGAUAAUCUUUGCGAUGAUUUGUUCCUUAAAUUAAAUCAAGUUAAUUUAGGUCAAGUAGCUUUACUCAGUCCCUUUCAAAGUGUUCUUUAUACUUGGGAUGAUCCUACAGAAAUAAGAGAACUCGUAUGGAAUGUUUAUAAUAGUAAAACUAAAAGUUAUACGGCACAAUUUUAUACUGAUGGUUAUGGACAAGAAACAGUAACAUUCAGAACAUUAAAACGAUCACCAGUUAUUCCUCACUCAAAUUCUGUAACUAAAAAAUAUCCACAUGACCCUAAAUUUGCUCAUUCUGUUAAUUCAACAUCUAUUUGUAGUAGCAGUGAUGAUGAUUCUGAUAGUGAAGCUGAGGCAAAUGCACCAACGGUUGAAAAAGUUCAAAAAAAUAAAGCGAUUGUUUAUUGGAUAAGUUACGCUGAAAAAAAACAACGAGUUUUGAUGUUUACACAGGACGAAAAUACAUUUAUCAAAGCUAAAACUCUUGUAGAUCCUGAGUGUAGUAAAAAUGAAGUAUUUUUAGCUUUUGCAGGAAUUGGCUUAAGUAUUAUCUCAGAUUCCCAAAUACCUAAUAUAAAUGGACGUGAAUUAGCUUACAUUAGUAUAACUGAUUCAGCUGCUCACUGGGAACUAGACAUUGGAAAACGUUGGAAAGCAUUGACACUAGAGCUUAACGCUUGGAUGGAAGAUAAAUAUAAAAAUACAUCAAAUAACAUACAAUUUGAUAAUUACAUUAAUGUAAAUUUUUCUAAAAUGCACAUGACUAAACCGUUCUUUGGUAAACUCCGUCGUACAUAUUCACCUGGUAUUUGGAUUCAUAUCAGAAAAUCAAAUACAUUAACUUACGUGCAGGGAAAUAUUCAUAGAAUUCAAAUUGAUAAUCAACUACAUGAUGCAAUUUUUCCAAUUAUUUUACGAUCUGGAUCUAAAAAAUGUUUCAGUAAUAAUUCAGGAGUACCGAGAUUGAAACACUGCAUUGAAUUUUUCUUUUUGAAACAAACCAAAACCACUCACGAUGUAUACAAGAAAAUAAAUAUUAUUUUACGUGAAUUUCAUAUUAAUUUACAGGAAGAAUUUUUUAUUCGUUUGAUAAAAGAUUUGUUUAUUAAAAAAAAAGAUGAUACGAAACACUCACUCGCAUCGAGACUCAAAAUAGAUUUAUCUAAUGUCUAUGUUCCUUUACCCUGUUUACCAGAUAAACAAGAUCGUAAUCGUUGUAAUAUCAUUGAACUUAUUUACAUUGCACCGAUAAAACUACACGUUAAAUUUUUGGCAUCAGCUGAAGCAAGAACUGUCAGUCAAGAUCCAACAGAUUAUUGUAAUAUUGUAAGAUUGAUGUUUGCUUACGCAAGUAAAGGAACAUUUUUAAAACAAGCAGAGUUUAGGCUACCUCACUAUGAACGUAUUGACACAAUAAUGGAUAAUGAAGAAUGGCUAUUAGACGCGUGGAAAAAUUAUAAAUCGGAAUUGAGACAUCAGUUUAAUGUAUUGAUAUUAUCAAUGACAGUAUUGGGUAAUCCCUAUAGCUAUAAUUUUAAAUGUCCCGGAGAUAGUUUUUAUGAUACUGAUACUGUAGUCAUACAGGGCGACGAAACUGCUGAAAAACUCAGCUAUAAUGUCGCGUGCCUUUUAGGAUAUUCUUGCAUGGACGGCCUAAUUCCUCAAAUUCUCAAUAUUCAUUUUUUAGAAACGGAAGUAUCUCGUAAUAAGGGUAAAUUUUCGCGAUUUGAAAGUACAGAUACUCCAUUAUCUGCAUUGACAUUGGAUCGAUCAUAUUCGAUUGGAGUUGAACUAGAAAUGUCGGGAUUGAUAGUAAAGCCAACUGAUAAUACUCAUCAAGAAGAAUUAAAAUAUUCUUUAAAAGCACUCAGUAAAGGAAUUAUUGGAAUUGCUAAAUUAGAAGAUGGUAAAUCUUCAUUGAGAAUUGAACCAGGUUUAAUAUUGGAUACGAUUAAAAGAGCUCAAGAAAUGGGAUAUAAUUUUGUAUCGCGAAUACGUUUUCCUCGUUACAUUAAUCCAUAUUCGGCAGUAGAAUUAUAUUCGACUUAUAAAGCUCGAGGAAUGUACCUUUUAAAUACAAUAAUAAAGAGCGAAUAUGCAAAUGCUGAAAUUUAUUGGGCCCAUGCUGCGCUUUCUAAUGACGGAAAACACAUUGCUCUUGUAUCUUUACAGAAAAUUUAUCUUGUGGAAAAGCGAUGUAGCAUAUGGGCAUCCUGGCAUGUUGCAUGGUCAGUUGAAACAAAAGAAUUGAUUGAACCACCUGUCGUUGAUGGUAAUAAACUUGUUCUUCAUGUGAAUAAAGUAUCACAGAAUAAAAUUCUAUCACAGUCAACUGCAGACUGGUAUUUGGAAAGUAAAGAUACCAUGACACUGAAUUGGCUAAGUCAAAAAAUAAAUACUGCCAUGAUAUUAAAUAUGAUAAAUUCAAGAUACAGAUCGGCAUGAUAAAUAAAAUAAUUUGUUGUCAUCAUAAAAAAUAUUUUUAAAUGUUGUGUAUAUGUGAAAUAUUUAUUCUAUACUAUUUAAUAUAAAAUUCUGUAAAUCGUGUUGUAUAAAACACAAAAAAAAAAAUUGACAGAAAAUUUUAUAAACAUUAAUGAUUUAAAUGAUAAAAAAAAAUCCAGUGAUUAAUAAUAAUUUGAAUAACAAUAACUUCUGGAUAAAGUACAUCUAGUUUAUUUCAUAAUUUAUUUACAAAAAGUCUUAGUAAAUUACACUUACAGGCAUCUCCACUCGAACUAAAGUAAAUAAUUUAAGAGCUACACGUAUCAAGAUGUCUAUAUAGUAGGAUACUUUGGGGGGCUGGGGAGUAAGCCAAGGUUCAGGGAAAGUAUGUGUUGUGUUAUUAUUUACUUUUUCACUGAUCGUUAUUUAUGGGCGGUAUUACCAUAUUAUUUUGUUGUUAACUACUCGCAGUAUUUUAUUUUUUAUUAAAUAAA